Messenger RNA from Symbiodinium necroappetens, 461 nucleotides. Lineage: Eukaryota; Dinophyceae; Suessiales; Symbiodiniaceae. The record is from the annotation of a GenBank genome assembly.
AUGAGACAGAAUGACACCGGAACUGUGCUCACGGCACCGACAGCACCAAGGACGCAAACAAUAUUGCCGGUUGGAGGACUGGUGUCGAUACUGGGCUGGGAACAAUGGGAAUCCAGUUUGCGGGAGUUCGUGGACAAGGGGAAGUUUGAGGAUGGGUUUCGGGCAUUGGUGUCUAUGCCAUGGUUGAAGAAUGUUCCGCGAGAAGACCUGGUCAAGGUGGUUAUGGACAUGCCAAGAAGCGACGAGGAGGCGUGGGGCCUGAUGAAGCAAUGGGGAUGUAAUCGUCGUUUCCGAAAGCUGUUGGUCCACAAGGACUGGGUGGUCAAGUUGUAUAGCGGGCCCAAGGGACAGAUCGACAAGAUCUUUAGGUCGAUGGACUCCAACAACACCGUGGUGGUGGAUGUGGAUCUCGCAAGAGGACUUCAGAUGGACAUGUUGAAAUAUGAGGACGGCAUCUUCAG